AUGUCUCUGCUGUCUGUCUGCAGGAUUUAUACUCAGCUGAUCUCAGGAUCAAUAGCUGUGGAUGAGGCUCAGUCUGGUCUCCUUUCAGCUCACCCUCUGCAGGUGGAGGUGAGUCCUCUGGUCUCAGCAGCAGAGCGGGGUUCAGAUCUGGUUCUGACCUGCACAGCGUCCGGAUGUGUCCACCCUCCCACCCUCACCUGGAGGAGGACGGACCAGAACCAGACCGUCCUCCAGAGGACACAGCAGCAGGGCGGACUGUCCCUGCUCCACCUGCAGGACCUGGACCUCCAGAAUCAAGGAGGAUACAGCUGUGAGGCCGAGUGUGACUCCGUCAUCAGGACCGGAAACACCCAGAUCCACAUCCUCUAUCCUCCGAGGAGAACCUCCCUCUCAGUGAGUCCAGGUGAGGAGGUGGUGGAGGGUCAGCAGGUGACAGUUACCUGCCGCUCAGACGGAGCUCCGCCCCCCACGCUGGUGCUGAGGAGAGAGGGGGUGGAGCUUCAGAGGACUGACCCCGCCUCCUCCACGCUCUCCUUCAGCCUCUCCUCCGCCCUGCUGGAAGACUCCGCCCACUACCAGUGUGAAGCCUCCAACCAGUACGGAUCCCAACUGGUCACCAGCUCCCUCACUGUCACUG
Morone saxatilis (striped sea-bass) is the source of this 637-nucleotide messenger RNA. Its product is annotated as vascular cell adhesion protein 1-like. Gene Ontology annotation, biological process: cell-cell adhesion. The record is from RefSeq and is a predicted model, not a curated record. NCBI's taxonomy places the organism in Eukaryota, Metazoa, Chordata, Actinopteri, Moronidae. Gene Ontology annotation, cellular component: membrane.